Molecule: messenger RNA, 700 nt
Organism: Hyaloscypha bicolor E
Lineage: Eukaryota; Fungi; Ascomycota; Leotiomycetes; Helotiales; Hyaloscyphaceae
Exons: 1
Coding region: 467-673 (68 amino acids)
Source: RefSeq, a predicted model, not a curated record
UGGCCUGGUCGGGUCGGUCUGGUCUCGACGGGGAUGGCUUGGUUUUAAAAGCACACGACCGAAGAUCGAGAAGCUGGAAGGACAGUCAGCAGCAGCACAGCGCCGAGGCGCAGGUGAAUGUUGUGGGGUGGACACUCACGCUUCCUCCCGCCCACUUUUCACAGGAAGGCCCCCCAAGGCCAGCACCAAGACCACGACCUCUGCUGCUCCACAGUCGGUCUCUUUGGCGUUGCUGGGCGCGGGGAACAGUUGGUGGUCAGGAUCGCCACCAGGGCCGCAGCCCGGGUUCUUGGACCUCCGUCGCCCUUUGCAAAUGCACCACCAGCUUACGCACCACGGCUGCCGUCUCAGCAGCCACGCGCCUGGUCGAGGAGGUCGCGAAAGGACGUGAAGAUGGGCCACUAUGAACCAGCAACCACUGAGAGGGGCCGAGGUGUGCGACAGCGGGUUGUCAGACGCGAGCUGGAUGCCACGAGUGGACUGGAUUCUUGGGAAUUGCGGAUUGUUUGGAAUCUUUUGGUCUGCACUGCCUCUCUCCUCUCUCCGCCAACCCAAUAACGCAAAUGGUCAGUAUUUGCAAUCAUCACAGAACUGUCAUCGGCCCACAGUCACCAGCGCCAUCAGGCAUUACCAUCAUCUGUCUCUCGUCUCCCUUUCCAAGCGAGCAUCGUAGAGUCGCAUUCGCGGUCUCCCAAGGCGU